Messenger RNA from Notothenia coriiceps (black rockcod), 1135 nucleotides. It is a transcript of the gene sh3bgrl2, whose product is annotated as SH3 domain binding glutamate-rich protein like 2. Gene Ontology annotation, cellular component: cytoplasm. The coding region runs from base 218 to 544 and encodes 108 amino acids. The record is from RefSeq and is a predicted model, not a curated record. The transcript is spliced from 4 exons. NCBI's taxonomy places the organism in Eukaryota, Metazoa, Chordata, Actinopteri, Perciformes, Nototheniidae.
AUUUGAUGUCUGUUGCAGCUGUGCGCUGAGAGCCACAGUAGCAGAAGCGCACGCUGUGUUAUUACCAUGGCUCAGUUUAAAUACUGGAGACGCGUGUCUACUCUUUUCUAAAACACAGCCUGUAGUUGAAAGUCGGAAUUCGUUCUAUUGAGAACAAACGAGAUCGUUGCCAUCAGUUUGUCUAUCGUCUAUCAUCUGACAUUCAUUUGGGAUUAAAAUGGUCAUCAAGGUUUACAUCGCCUCCUCAACUGGCUCUAUCGCGAUAAAAAAGCAUCAGCAGGCAGUGGUGGGUUUCCUGGAGGCCAAUCGAAUCGGCUUCCAGGAAGUAGACAUCACCAUGCUGGAGGAGCAGAGGCAGUGGAUGUACCGAAACAUCCCGAAAGACAAGCAGCCAGAGAAAGGCAACCCACCGCCUCCACAGAUCUUCAAUGAUGAUCACUACUGUGGGGACUACGAAGACUUCUUCCAGUCAAAGGAGGACAACACUGUGUUUGCAUUCCUUGGGGUCAGUGCCCAGCCCUCAGUGAAAGACUCUGAGUCAUAGCUGGGAUCAUACUGCUGGUAUGUGACGACAAGGGACCCUAAACUACGAGGACCAAAACUGCAUUGCUUCCUGUGUUGCAUCACCUCUUCUCCCACGUUCUUCCUGCUUCAAAGCCAGCACCUUGCCAAACAUCAGACUCCACGGAUCUCACCCUGAACGACCUCUCCUGACUCUUCAAACGCUCAUUCCACUAUCACUUAAGUCUCCAACAAGUAUCUGAUGAUCAACAGAUACUAAAUCACAGAAGAAAGGGGAUUAACUUUAUUAUGUUUCAUGUUUACUUUUUUCAUGUUUAACACACUGUCACAACAAUCUAUCAGUAGCAUCCAUUCUGAGCAAACUAAAUGUAGCAGCUUUUGCUUCAGGAGAACAGUUGCCUAAGUUCGAUGUUUAAUGCUGUAGAUGAAGAAUAAGAUGAAGCGCAGCUUAAGUCACCUGAACACAUCACCCUUGUGUGUGUAUGCCUUAGUGAGUGUGUGUUUAUGUGUCUGUGUUCUUCAAUCAGCAGUUGUUAAUAAUAGCUGUGUAUAUUGAGGGAGGAUAAGAGUUAGCACUUAAUUCCACAUUAAACAACUUGAGGUCUAGCUAUCA